AAAAUGUUUUUACAACUUCAAUCUAAAAGUAAGUUUCUCGAACUUCAUUUAACCAGCUGCUUACACGACUGGGACAUGAAUGAGGAAAUAAAGCUGACGACGACGACCGAUCAAUUUUACCACGAUGAGAAGAGGACUGACCAGUAUUUGGCGCAGUGGCAUUACGCCAGAAUCUCCAGAAGAUCCUCUUUACCAACCGCGCACAGAAGUCUCGGGCUCCCGCACAAAGAUCCUGUAAUCCAGCCUAACCUAUGGUUGAUGGUGAAUCCUAGUUUAGCUUGCCCCAUAAAAUACCCUAGUAACCUCCCCAAAGUGCCAACCCCACCGAAACCAGCAGCGCCAAGAAGCAGCACACCUGUUCUUGAACAGCCGCUGCUGCCUGACGAGACCUGUCUGAAUGAGUCUGUGCUGGACACCUCCCUCUCCAGCGAAUACCAGCUGACAGAUGAAGAUGACGCUUCGUCUGUGGAUGUGCCAAUCUGCCGGAAGGUGAAGGGCACUCGUAAGGGAAGGACCCCUAAGGCAAACACUCGUAGGCUGGGUUUGACUCAGAGCCGGCGUCUCCAGAGAGCCCUGCAGGACAGCAUGAGCCUGAAGAGCGGUGUCUGGCCUCGACCUCCUGUCAACUACUGCAUCCUCAUCGCCAUGGCCCUCAGCAGCAGCCGCAGCGGCAGCCUCAACGUCCAGCAGAUCUACAACUUCACCAGAGAGCACUUCCCCUUUUUCCUGACCGCUCCAGACGGGUGGAAGAACACGAUCCGCCAUAACCUGUGCUUCAGCAACAGCUUCAAGAAGACGCCGCAGCAAGUCUCUGGAGAUGGAAAGAGGAAGUCCUGUCUGUGGCACCUGACGCUGGACGGCCGGCAGAGACUGAGAGACGAGAUCCACACUCUGACCGAGGACUCCUUUAGGUUGCUCAGGAGGAGCAUGAACUACCCUGAUAUGAUUCCAGCCUUGUUAGAGCUGUGAUCCACCAUUCACAUCAUCAGCCUGGAGAACUGAAACCUGCC
Molecule: messenger RNA, 1010 nt
Organism: Danio aesculapii
Lineage: Eukaryota; Metazoa; Chordata; Actinopteri; Cypriniformes; Danionidae
Gene: foxr1
Product: forkhead box R1
Exons: 6
Coding region: 4-969 (321 amino acids)
Biological process (GO): regulation of DNA-templated transcription
Cellular component (GO): nucleus
Molecular function (GO): DNA-binding transcription factor activity; sequence-specific double-stranded DNA binding
Source: RefSeq, a predicted model, not a curated record